Molecule: messenger RNA, 6973 nt
Organism: Equus caballus (horse)
Lineage: Eukaryota; Metazoa; Chordata; Mammalia; Perissodactyla; Equidae
Gene: UACA
Product: uveal autoantigen with coiled-coil domains and ankyrin repeats
Molecular function (GO): protein binding
Source: RefSeq, a predicted model, not a curated record
GUAUUUAAUUAGUUUAUUUGUUUUUUUAAUCCCUGAAUCCAGGUAAUUUGAUUUUCCAUGGUAAAAUAUUUGCUUGUCAUAUCAGGCAGGGUGCUAAACUUGGAAAUUAAGAAUGCUGAGUUAAAUUUAAAAUUUGUUGAAAAGUAUUCAUCAUAAUGCUGUCUAUUUAAUGUCUUGGCAGUGCCUCUGGCUCUUCUCAUUUAACAUGUAAGGAGACAGACUGGCAGCAGUUGUAAACUGAAACCUAGUUGUAUUCAGGAUGACGCUGAUGGGGUAUGAAGGGAAAUGGAGAAAAUUUGGAAGUGUUGCUCUGUGUGUUUGUGUUUCCUUAAAUUAAAGUGUGACACGUUUGCUUAAAAUAGAAUUUUAUAUUCUGUUUAUCAAGGCUAUUAUAACUUCAUGGUAGAUGAUCCUAAAACUGAAACUGGUAUUAAAUAUUGUUUUGUGGAAUAACCAGAUUUAUCUCUUAACAAAAUUGUCAUAAUGUCACACAAGUUGUUUUGGUAUAAAAAGCAUCUUUUACAAUAUGUUUGAGUCAUUUGUCUCUAGUAGACCUGAAAUUUAUUACUCAGAGGAGAAGCAUGCAUUUACAGUAUAUUCUUAGCUACUCCUUUCUGUCACUCAGCUGUCAAGUCCUAUGGAAUCUAAAAUAGAACCUGACCAAUGGGAGACAGUCUCCACACUGUUUACGGGAUGAUUCGGAUGUGGACAGUUUUAUCAUGCGCUGCAGCGUCUGUGUUGCAGUGUUGAGGCGGCAGGAUGCAGAGUGCUGUUCAAGUUUUCCAGUGGAGUCCCUGAAAGGGACAGCUUUGAAAGAUAGCUUCUAAAGAAUAAGAAAUAGGAGGAGUUACAGUACCUGAUUUGGGGCUGCUCUUCAUCAAGUGCUGCACAACAAGGAAGAUAAUUUUCAAGCGGUAUGAAGGCGGAGAAGGAUCCUGAAGACGAAGAAAAUAUCGCUAGAGAUCCAAGCUAAGUGUAGCACAGCAUGAAGACUGUAGAACAGGAAGAGCUGUAAAGAGAGGGACGGACUCACUUGUCAGGAGUUGGUCUGAGAGCUUGCUUUGUGAGCUACAGAGAUUUGUAACUUAAUGUGAAGUGGUUUGCUGUUAGCAACAAGAGACUAAAUCCUGUCUAUGAUGAACUGUUGGUUUUCUUGUGCUCCUAAGAACAGACAUGCAGCAGAUUGGAACAAAUAUGAUGACCGAUUGAUGAAAGCAGCAGAAAGGGGAGAUGUAGAAAAAGUGUCCUCAAUUCUUGCUAAAAAGGGAGUCAGUCCAGGCAAACUAGAUGUGGAAGGCAGAUCUGCCCUUCAUGUUGUGGCCUCAAAGGGGAAUCUGGAGUGUUUGAAUGCCAUCCUUGUGCAUGGAGUUGAUAUUACAACCAGUGACACUGCAGGGAGAAAUGCUCUUCACCUGGCUGCAAAGUAUGGACAUGCAUUGUGUCUACAAAAACUUCUACAGUACAAUUGUCCCACUGAACAUGUAGACCUGCAGGGAAGGACGGCACUUCACGAUGCAGCUAUGGCAGACUGUCCUUCUAGCAUACAGCUGCUUUGUGACCAUGGGGCCUUGGUGAAUGCCAAAGAUGUAGAUGGGCGGACACCACUUGUUCUGGCUACUCAGAUGUGUAGGCCAACAAUAUGUCAACUGCUGAUAGAUAGAGGGGCGGAUAUUAACUCCAGAGACAAACAAAACAGAACUGCUCUCAUGCUAGGCUGCGAGUAUGGUUGCAAAGAUGCAGUAGAAAUCUUAAUUAAAAAUGGUGCUGAUGUAAGCUUGCUGGAUGCCCUUGGUCAUGAUAGUUCUUACUAUGCAAGAAUUGGUGACAAUCUGGACAUUCUUACCUUGUUGAAGACUGCAUCGGAAAAUACCAACAAAGGGAAAGAACUUUGGAAGAAAGGACCAUCUUUACAACAGCGAAAUUUGACACACAUGCUAGAUGAAGUAAAUAUGAAGCCAAAUCAGAGGGAGCAUCAAAACAUUCAGGAUCUGGAGAUUGAAAAUGAAGAUUUGAAAGAGAGGUUGAGAAAAAUUCAGCAAGAACAGAGAAUAUUAUUGGAUAAAGUCAAUGGUUUACAACUGCAGCUGAAUGAGGAAGUAAUGGUUGCUGAUGAUCUGGAAAGUGAGAAAGAAAAGCUGAAGUCCCUUUUGGCAGCUAAAGAAAAGCAACAUGAAGAAAGCCUAAGAACUAUUGAGGCUCUGAAAAAUAGAUUUAAAUAUUUUGAGAGUGAUCAUUUAGGAUCAGGAAGUCAUUUCAGUAACCGAAAAGAAGAUAUGCUUCUUAAACAAGGUCAAAUGUAUGUGACAGACACACAGUGUACUUCCCCUGGUAUGCCAGCCCAUAUGCAAAGCAGAUCCAUGUUAAGGCCGCUGGAGCUGUCCUUCCCCAAUCAAACCUCAUAUUCCGAAAAUGAAAUUUUAAAGAAAGAGUUAGAAGCAAUGAGAACUUUCUGCGAUUCAGCAAAACAAGACCGACUCAAGCUCCAAAAUGAACUGGCUCACAAGGUGGCAGAGUGCAAAGCUUUAGCCUUAGAAUGUGAAAGGGUCAAGGAGGAUUCAGAUGAACAGAUAAAGCAAUUAGAAGAUGCAUUAAAAGAUGUGCAGAAGAGAAUGUACGAGUCAGAAGGUAAAGUGAAGCAAAUGCAGACGCAUUUUCUUGCCCUUAAAGAGCAUCUCACAAGUGAAGCAGCAACAGGGAGCCACAGGUUAACGGAGGAACUGAAGGAUCAGCUGAGAGACAUGAAAGCGAAGUAUGAAGGCGCUUCAGCGGAAGUAGGAAAAUUAAGAAACCAGAUCAAACAAAACGAGAUGCUGGUAGAAGAGUUUAAGAGGGAUGAAGGCAAGCUGAUAGAGGAAAAUAAGCGAUUGCAGAAGGAAUUUAGUAUGUGUGAAAUGGAGCGAGAGAAGAAAGGAAGAAAGGUCGCAGAAAUGGAAGGCCAGUUAAAAGAAUUGUUAGCAAAGUUGGCCCUUUCCAUUCCGACAGAAAAAUUUGAAAACAUGAAGAGCUUAUUAUCGAAUGAAGUGAAUGAGAAGGCAAAAAAAUUAGUAGAGAUGGAAAGAGAAUAUGAAAAAUCACAUGGUGAAAUUAGACAGUUAAAGAGAGAACUUGAGAAUUCUAAGGCCAAGUUUGCUCAGCAUGUCAAACCAGAAGAACACGAACAACUCAAGAGUAGAUUAGAGCAAAAAUCUGGAGAACUUGGGAAGAAGAUCACUGACUUAACAUCAAAAAAUCAGGAGUUACAAAAGGAAAUUGAAAAGGUGUAUCUGGAUAAUAAGCUCCUUACCCAGCAAGUACAUAACUUAACAAUGGAAAUGAAAAAUCAUUAUGUUCCUUUAAAAGUCAGUGAAGAAAUGAAAAAGUCACAUGAUGCAAUUGUUGAUGAUUUGAACAAAAAGCUUUUAGAUGUCACACAAAAAUAUACAGAAAAGAAGUUGGGAAUGGAGAAAUUGCUAGUGGAAAAUGACAGCUUAAGUAAGAAUGUGAGCCACCUGGAAACUGUGUUCGUACCUCCUGAGAAGCAUGAAAAAGAGAUAAUGGCUCUGAAAUCCAAUAUCGUUGAACUUAAAAAACAGCUCUCUGAACUUAAUAAAAAAUGUGGGGAAGACCAGGAGAAGAUAGAUUCGCUCAUGUCUGAAAACACCAACUUGAAAAAGACUAUGAGUCAUCAGCAUGUGCCAGUUAAGACUCAUGAAGAGAUGAAAACUACAUUGAGUAGCACAUUAGAUAAAACUAACAGAGAAUUAUUAGAUGUGAAAAAAAAAUUUGAAGAUAUAAAUCGAGAAUUUGUAAAAAUAAAAGAUGAGAAUGAAAUAUUAAAAAGAAACCUGGAAAACACUCAGAACCAAAUAAAAGCUGAGUACAUCAGCCUAAAAGAGCAUGAGGAAAAGAUGAGCACUGUGGGUGAGAGCCUGAAAAAAGUGCAGGCGAAUAGUGCUGAAAUGUUGGCUAACUACCAAAAAGGCCAGGAAGAGAUUGUGACGCUGCAUGCUGAAAUCGAAGCCCAGAAAAAGGAGCUUGACACAAUACACGAAUGCAUUAAGCUAAAAUAUGCUCCAAUUGUCAGCUUUGAAGAAUGUGAGAGAAAAUUUAAAGCAACAGAGAAAGAACUAAAAGAGCAAUUAUCAGAGCAGACACAGAAGUGUAAUGUCAGGGAAGAAGAGGCCAGGAAGUGCAAGCAGGAGAAUGACAAGUUAAAGAAGGAGAUUUCCACUCUUCAGAAGGAUUUAAAGGAUAAGAGUGCUCUCAUUGAGAAUUCUCAUGAAAUGGAAAGAGCAUUAAGCAGAAAAACAGAAGAGCUAAACAAACAGUUAAAAGACCUGUUACAGAAAUACACAGAGGUAAAGAACGAGAGAGAGAAGCUAGUAGAAGAAAAUGCCAAACAGACUUCUGAGAUCCUUGCAGCACAAACUCUUUUGCAAAAACAGCAUGUUCCACUGGAACAGGUUGAGGCCCUGGAAAAAUCUCUUAAUGGCACAAUUGAGACUCUAAAGGAAGAACUGAAGAAUAAGCAAAGGUGUUAUGAGAAGGAGCAGCAGACUGUGACCAAACUGCAGCAGAUGUUGGAGAAUCAGAAGAACUCUUCUGUGCCGCUGUCAGAGCAUUUGCAGAUUAAGGAAGCAUUUGAGAAAGAAGUUGGAGUCAUAAAAGCUAGCUUGCGAGAAAAGGAGGAAGAAAGCCAAAACAAAACUGAAGAAGUCUCCAAACUGCAGUCUGAGGUCCAAAAUACUAAGCAGGCAUUAAAAAAAUUAGAGACUAGGGAGGUAGUUGAUUUGUCUAAAUAUAAAGCAACAAAAAGUGACUUGGAGACCCAGGUUUCCAACUUAAACGAAAAAUUGGCCAAUCUGAAUAGAAAGUACGAAGAAGUAUGUGAGGAGGUUUUGCAUGCCAAAAAGAAGGAACUAUCUGCAAAAGAUGAGAAGGAAUUACUACAUUUUAGCAUUGAGCAAGAAAUCAAGGAUCAGCAGGAACGAUGUGAUAAGUCCCUAACAACAAUCACAGAGUUACAGAGAAGGAUACAGGAAUCUGCUAGACAAAUUGAAGAUAAAGAUAAUAAGAUAACCGAACUGCUUAAUGAUGUGGAAAGACUAAAACAGGCUCUCAAUGGCCUUUCACAACUCACCUACACGAGUGGGAGUCCCAGCAAGAGACAGAGCCAGCUCAUUGAUGCUCUGCAGCACCAGGUGCAGACCCUGCAGCAGCAGCUGGCUGAUGCCGACAGACAGCACCAAGAAGUAAUUGCAAUUUAUCGGACACACCUUCUUAGUGCUGCACAGGGUCACAUGGAUGAAGACGUGCAGGCGGCCUUACUCCAGAUCAUACAGAUGCGGCAGGGGCUUGUGUGCUAGCGGUCAGCGCUGACCAGCCAGCGUCUGCUUUCCCUACUGGGGCUGAGCAUUCUGUGUGCACCUCCAUGGCCUUUCUGGGUCUUACUGUGCUAGUAUAAUUAAAAUAAAAUAUAUUUUGUUCCAUCAGUAGGUUUUUUUAAUUAGAUGAGCCUGUUACUGAGUUUUUCAGUAUCAAUUCAAAUCUUAUAUUCUAUAUACAUAUGUUAGUUAAUUUUGCAGUGAGGCCUACCAAACACUUUGCCUUGGAUUGGCUGCAUAUUUUUAAACCAUUGAGUCCUUGAUUAAACAUGAGCCAUCUGCGUGGGUCCAUAUGAAGAGGGGUUAAGCUGAAAUAAUUGUUUAAACAUUGCUUUUAGAGAAAUUAAUUUGGUUGGCAGCCACUUUUAAGUGGAUCAAAAGAUCUUUCAGAUCUUCAGCUGAGCCGUGAGACCUGCUGCAGUUCAAGGAGUGCAUUGUGACUUGGCUGGCCAAGGUGCAUUUUUAUUGAAGUAACUUAAUGAGUGCCUUUGACUUCUUUUGGAGGUACAGACUUUUUUCUUCUUACACUAGUAACUUUUAUGCCUAUUUAAAUAUAUUUCUUUUCAUAAAGGGUUUGCAGUGCUAACUUAAAUUAAGGAAAGGUAAGGGUGGUAUAUACCAGGAGUUUAUAAUAAAAUUGCUUCAUAAUCUCCACAACAGUAUCUUAAUUUUCACUUGUGGUGACUUUUGUUGCCACAGUAUUUAGAGAACUGUGAUAAAUGGUAUACUAAGUUUUUCAAAGUCUCAAAAAUUUUAGACUUUUUAAAGCAAUUAUGUUGACAUUUGCUACUAUAGUAACCAAGCACUCGUUAGACUUGCGUCCUCCAAAUGUUUUGUGCUUAUUUAUAGGAAAAUUGCACUAAUGAGAUUAAUAAUGUGAAAAGCAGUUUUCUUGCAAAAUUAGCAUUAGAGAAUUGAUUUUAGAAAACCUCUAUAAGGUUUUAGACGAACGUGCAAUAAUGUAGUAAACUGUAAGAAUAUAGUUAGCAAGAAAAUAAUAAAAUUGGACAUGUUUAUAGUAAAUACUCUAUCGUAACCAACCAUUUUUAUUAAUUAUAUCUCAUUAAGGAAAGUUUAUAUGUUUUUUUAUUUUUAUUAACAUUUUGUGUUACCAUUCAGAUUAAAAUUACUAAUUUGACUGUUAGCAAAUAAACUGAACAAAUGAGUCAUUUGAGCCAAGUUUUUUUAAAUUCCGAAAUGUGCCUUAACGAUAAUCUUUGAGCAUCCUGAACCAAAUUUUUGAUCCCAUCUUGGUAUGAUAACAAGGACAGAGAACCAUCAAAGUGGCUUUUCCCAGCAAAGAAUACGCCAUUGUAUUUCUUCAGUGUAACAGGGAAAAGUCAGAAUCGGAUUUAUUUUUAAUUCUUUAGGUAGAUAGACACAGUUUACAUAAGCAGUAUUUGGAUUCUUUAAUUUUUAUAUUUAAUGUUUUUCUUCAGCAUGAGUUCUGUUUCAUGAGUAUUAGGUCACCUGUAGAAGCUCUAGAGUAGAGAAAGUUCUUAACUGAAUACUCACAUCUCAGUGUGGUAUUUUCCUUAUUAGGGGUGGGAAGGGAACCUUAUGUGUAUUUUAUUUUGUCUUCAACCAUCAAUAAAAUGUUUUCAGUGGAA